AUGACGCCCGACCCCGAGAAGAGAGAGCUGUGCGACAGCUCAAGUCAAGAUGGCCUCGAGUCGCGGGACGAGAUCACCAUGGGUGGUCACGAGAAGGCACAGCUGGGACAAACACCCUUUCCAACCAUGCUGCCCAACGAGCCAGCACCACCUCUGCAUCGGCUAGACUCUCAGAUACCGAAGAAGACGGACGAGGAGAAGAAGGACACCGACGACGUGUUUUCACACCUGCCAGAGCAUGAAGCCGCGAUACUGAGGCGGCAGCUGGAAAUCCCACCCGUCAAGGUCACAUACAAAGCUCUGUACCGAUACGCGACCAAGAUAGAUCUUCUCCUCAUGGUCAUCUGCAGUAUAUGCGCCAUUGCUGGAGGAGCUGCUCUGCCGCUGAUGACGAUUAUCUUCGGAUCGCUUGCUGGAACAUUUCAAGGUUUCUUCCAGGGUACAACGACCGGGGCCGACUUCUCGAGUACAAUCAGCCACUUGACACUGUACUUUGUCUACCUAGGCAUUGGAGAAUUUGUCGUCACCUACAUUGCCACCGUCGGCUUCAUCUACACGGGAGAACACAUCUCCGGCAAAAUUCGACAACACUACCUUGCUAGCAUCCUUCGCCAAAACAUUGGCUACUUCGAUAAGCUUGGCGCUGGCGAGAUCACGACCAGGAUCACCGCCGAUACCAACCUUGUCCAGGAUGGUAUCUCCGAGAAAGUCGGUCUUACUUUGACCGCGAUUGCGACCUUCGUUGCUGCGUACGUGAUUGGCUAUAUCAAGUUCUGGAAGCUCACCCUCAUCCUGACCUCGACCAUCGUGGCCAUCUUCUUGACCAUGGGAGGCCUUGGACAAUUCAUCGUGAAGUGGAACAAACUGUCACUCUCAUCGUACGCAGAGGGCGGAACCGUCGCUGAGGAAGUCAUUAGCUCCAUUCGCAAUGCCAUUGCGUUCGGCACCCAGGACAAGCUUGCCAAGGAAUACGACAAGCAUCUGGGCGUCGCAGAGAAGUCGGGCUUCAAGACCAAGGCCAUCACGGGCUCGAUGAUAGGAUUCUUGAUGUGCUAUGUCUACCUCACAUACUCGUUGGCGUUCUGGUUAGGAAGUCGGUACGUGGUGAGCAAUGAGGCUACGCUAUCGGAUGUACUCACAAUCUUGUUGUCCAUCAUGAUCGGUGCCUUUGCUUUGGGUAACGUCGCGCCGAACAUCCAGGCCUUCACGACAUCGAUUGCUGCUGCAGCCAAAAUCUACGCUACUAUUGAUCGCAAGUCGCCAUUGGACCCAACCUCCCAGGAAGGCGAGAGGAUCGAGAACCUGCAGGGUGUUGUUGAGCUUCGUGACAUCAAGCAUAUCUAUCCUUCCAGGCCGGAAGUGACCGUCAUGCAGGAUGUGAACCUCGUCGUGCCUGCAGGUAAGACCACCGCUCUUGUAGGCGCUUCUGGCUCAGGCAAGAGCACGAUUGUCGGUCUCGUUGAACGCUUCUACGAUCCUGUAGGUGGUGAGGUUCUCCUUGAUGGGCUUAACAUCCAGGCGCUCAAUCUUCGAUGGCUACGACAGCAGAUCAGUCUUGUAUCCCAGGAGCCAACUCUUUUUGCGGCUACGAUUGCUGGCAACAUUCGACAUGGCCUCAUCGGCACCGAGCACGAGUCACUGCCAGAGGAUAAGAUUCGAGAACUCAUCGAAGAUGCGGCGAAACAGGCGAAUGCUCACGACUUCAUUUCUUCUCUGCCAGAGGGUUACGAAACCAAUGUUGGCGAGCGAGGCUUCUUGCUAUCCGGUGGCCAAAAGCAACGUAUUGCCAUCGCAAGAGCGAUUGUCAGCGACCCCAAGAUCCUCCUACUCGAUGAAGCCACUUCAGCCCUUGACACGAAGAGUGAAGGUGUGGUGCAAGCAGCUUUGGACAAGGCGGCCCAAGGAAGAACCACCAUUGUCAUUGCUCAUCGACUCAGCACCAUCAAAGAUGCGGACAACAUCGUCGUCAUGUCACAAGGGCACAUCGUUGAGCAGGGUAACCACAAUGAACUCCUCGAGCGCAAGGAAGCAUACUACAACCUCGUCGAGGCACAGAAGCUUGCAGCUGAGACUGAGCAGAAGCGCGAAGAGGAGAUGGAGAUCCUUGAUGACGACCUGAAUGACGGCAACUUGCUUGAGAAGUCUUCGACUGAUCAUGUCCAGGAGUACGAGGAAGAUCCAAACGACCUGACGCUGGGCAGAAGCAAGUCGGUCCAAUCCGCAUCGAGCAAAGUUCUCGCAAGCAGGAACUCUGAGUCAUCAUCAAAGUAUUCACUCUGGACACUGAUCAAGGUCGUCGGAUCUUUCAACAAGAAGGAGUGGCAAUACAUGCUGGUUGGCUUAGCCUCUGCCAUCAUCUGUGGAGCUGGUAACCCUGUGCAGGCUGUCUUUUUCGCCAAGUCUAUCACCGCCCUGGCACUUCCACCUAGUCAGUAUGAUGAGCUGCGGUCACAAGCCAACUUUUGGAGCUGGAUGUAUUUCAUGCUUGCCCUGGUCCAGCUGAUCUCGUACCUGAUCGAGGGUGUUGCUUUUGCGUACUGCAGUGAGAAGCUUGUGCACCGCGCUAGAGACAUGUCAUUCCGUGUGAUGCUGAGGCAGGACAUUGCUUUCUUCGAUAAGGAAGAGAACUCCGCCGGAGCACUUACCAGCUUCUUGAGUACUGAGACGACGCAUCUGGCGGGCAUGUCUGGAGUCACGCUCGGCACGAUUCUUCUGGUCACAACGACUCUGGUCAUCGGUUUCACCAUCGCUUUGGCUAUCGGCUGGAAACUCGCGCUUGUAUGCAUCGCCACCGUGCCGAUUGUCCUAGCAUGUGGUUUCUUCCGCUUCUGGAUGCUCGCAAGGUUCCAAGCUCGCGCAAAGAAAGCCUACGAAAAGUCCGCCUCCUACGCUUGCGAAGCCACGUCUGCCAUCCGCACCGUCGCCUCCCUGACCCGCGAAGACGACGUCUGGAACCACUACCACCUCCAAAUCGUCGACCAGGAAUCCAAAUCCCUCGUCUCCGUCCUCCGCUCCAGCAGUCUUUACGCCGCAUCGCAGUCAUUGAUGUUCCUCUGCAUCGCUUUGGGAUUCUGGUACGGCGGCACCCUCAUCGGCAGCGGCGAGUACGAUCUCUUCCAGUUCUUCCUCUGCUUCUCCGCUGUUAUCUUCGGUGCGCAGUCUGCAGGUACUAUCUUCAGUUUCGCACCGGAUAUGGGUAAGGCUAAACACGCCGCGGCGGAGAUGAAGACGAUGUUCGACCGCAAACCCGAAAUCGACACGUGGAGCACCGAGGGCGAAGUCCUCGAGACCAUGCAUGGCGACAUCGAGUUCCGCGACGUCCACUUCCGCUACCCUACCCGACCAGAACAGCCCGUCCUCCGCGGUCUGGACCUCCAAGUCCGACCAGGCCAAUACGUCGCUCUCGUUGGCGCCUCAGGCUGCGGAAAAUCCACUACCAUCGCCAUGCUGGAACGAUUCUACAACCCCCUCGUCGGAGGCAUCUACGUGGACGGCAAAGAAAUCUCAUCACUAAACGUCAACUCCUACCGCAACCACCUCGCCCUCGUGUCCCAGGAACCAACGCUGUACCAGGGCACGAUCCGCGAGAACAUCCUCCUAGGAGCAGACAAGAAGGACUGCGACGUCUCGGAGGAGUCGAUAGUACAGGCAUGCAAAGACGCGAAUAUCUACGACUUCAUCCUCUCCCUGCCCGACGGCUUCUCCACCGUCGUCGGGUCCAAGGGGUCCAUGUUGUCGGGUGGACAGAAGCAACGUGUCGCUAUUGCUCGCGCGCUCUUGCGGGAUCCUAAGAUUUUGCUGCUUGAUGAAGCGACCAGUGCAUUGGAUAGUGAGAGCGAGAAGGUCGUCCAAGCGGCACUGGACAAAGCCGCAAAGGGACGCACUACAAUCGCAGUAGCGCACCGCCUCUCGACAAUCCAGAAAGCAGACAUGAUCUACGUCUUCGACCAAGGGCGGAUCGUGGAGAAUGGGACGCAUUCAGAACUGAUUGCGAUGAAGGGGCGGUAUUUUGAGUUGGUGAAUUUGCAGAGUUUGGGGCGGACGUCAAGUUGGAGGAGGACUGUUGGGGAGUAA
This is a messenger RNA of Fulvia fulva, 4074 nucleotides long. RefSeq names its product ABC multidrug transporter atrD. The record is from RefSeq and is a predicted model, not a curated record. Gene Ontology annotation, biological process: transmembrane transport. Bases 1 to 4074 code for a protein of 1357 amino acids. Gene Ontology annotation, molecular function: ATP binding; ABC-type transporter activity; ATP hydrolysis activity. The transcript has a single exon. Gene Ontology annotation, cellular component: membrane. Lineage: Eukaryota; Fungi; Ascomycota; Dothideomycetes; Mycosphaerellales; Mycosphaerellaceae.